Mugil cephalus (flathead mullet) is the source of this 3626-nucleotide messenger RNA. It is a transcript of the gene kcnj10a, whose product is annotated as potassium inwardly rectifying channel subfamily J member 10a. Gene Ontology annotation, cellular component: plasma membrane. Gene Ontology annotation, biological process: regulation of monoatomic ion transmembrane transport; potassium ion import across plasma membrane. The coding region runs from base 721 to 1965 and encodes 414 amino acids. The record is from RefSeq and is a predicted model, not a curated record. Gene Ontology annotation, molecular function: inward rectifier potassium channel activity. The transcript is spliced from 7 exons. NCBI's taxonomy places the organism in Eukaryota, Metazoa, Chordata, Actinopteri, Mugiliformes, Mugilidae.
GUAGGAGGAGAAGCUGGGAGGAGAGUUGAAUUAAUGAAUUAAAAAUGUCGCCAAACAGCGGCCCGUCUGAAUGCGUUUGGGUUUAUAUAGGGAGGCAUGCAGGGGGGCCUUGGAGGAGUGGACACGGCGAGCUGCUUUAACUUCUGUCUGUGGGGACACAGAGCGCUCUCUCUGCUUCACAUGCGAGAAGAAGUGCAAACUGUGCUCAUCCGAUUACAUAAUGAUCCAGUAACAGUGAGCCGGAACCGGUACCGCCAGUGCCAGUGCGUUGAGAGACACUGACCGACCGCUGGGUAACCCUCACCCGGGCCUCUCCUCUGAUGCUGCUUUUCUGAGGAGGGUUUUCGCUUUAGAGCCACGGGAUGACAACGAUGUAGAACGCAGAAAGAAGAAGAAGAAGAAGAAGAAGAAGAACAGCAACAACAACAACAACAUGCUAAAAUGAGAGGCGAUAGGGAGCACGUGUGAGGUGGCAACAGGAUCGAGUUGGUCAGGACCCUUUUCUCUCACCCGAGGCAGAUAAGAACGUCCGUCUGUUCACAUGUUUGCCGCGCAGCGAAAGUAACCGAAUCGCUCAAAUUCCCAAGCUGUCGUCAAACUUCUGUCAACGAGUCAACGGAAAGGAUUCUUGUGCGCUCAGGACAGAGGGAAGGAGAGGGCUGCAGAGGCCGGACAGAGAGGAAGAGAUCCUAACCUUCAGUGUGGUCAUCCCCGGCAGCCAUGACUUCAGCCACUCCCCCGUCCUCUGAAGGCUCCUCUCCUCAGAAAGUUUGCCACUCCCAGACGCAGACUGACAUCACCAAGCCCCUGCUGGGCUCCGCGGGGGGCCCUGGAGGUACAGGCACAGGUGGAGGCGGAACGGGAAACGGAGGGCCCAGCGCUCUGCGAAGGAGGCGGCGCGUGCUCUCCAAAGAUGGACGAAGCAACGUGCGCAUUGAGCACGUGAGUGGCCGAGGGACGCUGUACCUCCGCGACCUCUGGACCACUUUCCUGGACAUGCAGUGGCGCUACAAGUUCUUCCUCUUUUCAGCCACCUUUGCUGGGACCUGGUUCCUGUUUGGAGUGCUGUGGUACCUGGUGGCCUUUGUGCACGGAGACCUGUUGGAGUUCGACCCCCCCUCCAACCAUACACCAUGUGUAAUGGAGGUGAAGACCCUGACGGGGGCUUUCCUCUUCUCUCUGGAGUCUCAGACCACAAUUGGCUACGGUUUCCGGUGCAUCACCGAGGAGUGUCCCGUAGCCAUCAUGCUGCUCAUCUUUCAGCUGGUCAUCACCAUGGUGAUGGAGAUCUUCAUCACCGGCACCUUCCUUGCAAAAGUUGCUCGUCCCAAGAAGAGAGGUGAGACGGUGAAGUUUAGUCAGCAUGCUGUUGUGUCAAAUCACGAGGGACGGCCCUGCCUCAUGAUCCGGGUGGCCAACAUGCGCAAAAGCCUGUUACUGGGAUGCCAGGUGACGGGGAAGUUGCUUCAGACGUCCAUGACUAAGGAGGGCGAGACGGUGCGCCUGGACCAGCGCAACGUGCCUUUCCAGGUGGACACGUCAAGCGACAGCCCCUUCCUCAUCAUCCCACUGACGUUCUACCACAUCAUCGACGACAACAGCCCCCUCAGAGCCUGGGCGGACAAAGGUGGUGGCUGGACAGACCCUGAACAAGCCGACUUUGAGCUCCUGGUGAUCAUGAGCGCCACGGUUGAGCCUACCUCCGCUACCUGCCAGGUUCGGACCUCCUACCUACCGGAUGAGAUCCUCUGGGGCUAUGAGUUCCCGCCCGUAGUCUCUCUAUCUCCUUCGGGAAAAUACGUGGCCGAUUUUGCCUUUUUUGACAAAGUGGCCAAAACCAAAACUCCGGACAGGGCCGAUCCGGAGAAGAUGCGACUGGAAGAGAGCUACAGGGGCGAGGAGAGGGGUCGGGAAAGGGGGCGUAUCAGAGAGAGCCCGCUGAGUGUGCGUAUCAGCAAUGUGUGAGGCAUGACAGAAGACAGGAAGUGGUUACGGAAAGUUGAUCUGAAACCGAGAUAAGGAAGAAAGAAGAAGCAAGGUGCAGAAGAACACACCAGAUUAUCAUGCUGAAACUUACUCCAAUCCAACAACCUGGCCUACACAAGUCUUAAUUCUAAAACAAAUGGCAGGACGCCUUCUCACCAUGCCAACUAACCAAACAUAUGUACUGAACCCACAGUAUGAGUAUGACAACAUUCUGAAUAAUCUACAGCCCCUAGAGUCUAGAGCCCCUUCCAGUGGGAGUCAAUUACAAACCAUGACAUCGUAUGUUGUACAUAUGUACCAGCACAGUAUCAAGUUAUUCACUGCGAAAAUAUUUUUUACUCAGACUUAAUAACACUGUCAAAAUAUGUCUUAUCAAGUCAUUUCUGUCUUUAAUGUAGUCACUCAGCUUCAUUUUCUAAAAUCAUUUUCUUUGCAGAUUUUUCGCUUCGUUUCACGAAAAGAAAUAAAAUCUAUAAAAACCCUGGCUUGAUAAGACAAUAUUUGCAGUGAAGUUGAAGGUUGGAUGUGUUAGUCACUGAACCUCAGUACUGUUUUUUUUUGUUUUUUUUUAUGAAUAAAAUACCAGCGACAGGUGGCAAAAAUACUGGAAUCCUGUUAUUUAAAGUGAAAGAUUUUGAAUGUAUCAUAUUUCAUACGCCCUCUAGUUUCUAUUAACAUCAUUACCUGGAAAAAAAUAUAUCUUCUUUUGUAUUGAAUGUUUAUUGGGGGCAAAUAUGUUAAGUAAUAUUACUAAAAGCACUUUAACUUGAAAGAAAAGUGGCAUUUCACACCAGAAGAAUAACUGAACUAACGUCAAUACCUAAUGCACUGUGUUAAGUGAUCAAAAGGUGAGGUUGUGUGUGGGUUUGUGGGGGUCAGGGCGCGCUUGACCAUGGCUGUGAGUGUAAUAAUACUUUUUGUAAGAACCAUUUCAUGUACAGUACGUUUUCAUGCACACUCUGUACAGCAUGUAUAAAUAUGUUUCCUAUAUUCUUAAUUUCUGUCUUUAAAUUUGCUGCACAGCCAAUUGCUGCUGUUGCGCAGUAUCGUUCCUGUGAAGUAUCUGUCUGCAUCUAUCAUGUUUUCAUACAGUUGGAAUGAAAGUGUAUGUGGAGUCUACGAUAUGUGUCCAAUCAGCUGCUUUAUGACAAAGUGACAUUUUUCUAUUGUUACUGUUGUAAAAAUGGCAACAGAAGCAUUACUUGUAUGCCCAGUUAAGGUAAUCGAUCACUUUUGAGACAUUCUGGGGAAAGAAACCAUGUGAUAGAAACCCCGUCAUUUUGAUUUAAUCGCCAACAAAAUAUGCUAUUCCAAAGAUUCACAAAGUAACUACUUUUUCAAGCCUUUUUUAAUGGACUCUCAGUGCUGUCAAUUCAAAAGUAUCAUUACCUGCUUUAAAAUAUAUGCACUUGAUGAUAGCAUGAGAUAAAAUGCCUCCAUUCAAAUGAAACCCACUCCAGUUCCGGACAAGCUUGACGGAAAACGUCAAAUAUUUCAUAAUGAGUGUAUGGUGAGAGGUUGAGUUUGUUUAUAUUUCAUAUGCCCCUGUAUGUAUAUGAGUCAUUCUUAAUACUGGAAACCUUAACUGCUAAUGUAAUUUUUAAGUGCCUCUUUUAAUAAAUCUAUUGUUUGAAAUAUAA